This is a messenger RNA of Bombus pyrosoma, 2234 nucleotides long. RefSeq names its product mucin-5AC-like. The annotation marks the transcript as partial. Gene Ontology annotation, molecular function: chitin binding. Gene Ontology annotation, cellular component: extracellular region. The record is from RefSeq and is a predicted model, not a curated record. The transcript is spliced from 3 exons. Lineage: Eukaryota; Metazoa; Arthropoda; Insecta; Hymenoptera; Apidae.
AUGACACCCAAUAGAGAAUUUGGAUCUUUUAGUAUACCUGGUAUGCCUAGUGAUCCCGCAACUCCCGGCACACUUUCCACACCUAGUGAACCUGUUAGUCCCUGCAAAUACGUUACUCUACUCACAUCCGGUAUUGCCGUAAAUCCGGAAACACAAACGGCACCGAAUAGUGAAUCUGAAUCGCCCGGCACACCUGGUAUUCCUAGUGAGCCUGAUUCUCGAAAUUCCGCUGGCAGUCCUUGUGGAACUGAAACUAAUCCUAGCACUGCUAGUUCAUCUGAAUCUUCAGGUACAUCUGGAGUAACUGUUGAACCUUGUAAUACUAUCCCUGGGAAUCCUGGUACUUCUGGCACUCCUGGCAUUCCUGCUGAAACAGCUACACCUAACACUUCUGGCUCUACUUCAGGAACUUCUGGUUCUACAAAUACGCCAGGCAUUUGUGCACAUGAUGGGUUCUUUCCAGACCCCGGAGACUGUCGAAAAUUCUACCGCUGCGUCGGCAGUGGUUCCACGUUUGUCAAAUACGAGUUCCAAUGCGGUAAAGGAACUGCUUGGGAUUCAGCUAUUCAGAGCUGUAAUCACGAUUAUCUCGUUCCUGGUUGUAAAGGGGGAUCUAUUUCGGCUAGCAUGCCAGACACUACAGUACCAGAAUCAUCUUCUAAUGAAGUCACUGGUACAACUGACUCCAGCACACCAGAUUAUACUACGAAGAAACCUAAUAACGCCACAGAUUGUGAUAAGCCAGGCUUUUACCCUGACCCAACACGAUGUGACAAAUUCUAUCGUUGUGUUGACAAUGGAAAUGGCUUCAACGUGUAUCAUUUCGACUGCGCACCUGGAACCAUAUGGGAUCCUAGCAUCGACACGUGCAAUCAUCCCGAGUCCGUGUAUCCUCCAAGAAAUUGCAGGAUGCCUCCGUCAGGUUCAUCUACUAGUACAGAACAAACAUCCAGUAGUGCAAGCGCUGGAUCUACUUCAACAAUAACAGAUUCGACUACUGCACCUGCAACACAGACAGAAACUAGCACAGCUGCACCUGAUUCAAGUACAGAAUCUAGUUCUGAAAGUACUAUUGAAACUACGACUAAAGCAUCUACUCAGCCAACAAUAACGGAUUCGACUACUUCACCUACAGGACCGACGGGAACUAGCACAGCUGCAUCUGAGUCAAGUACAGAAUCUACUUCUGGAGAUACUACAGAAACUCCGACUGUAGCAUCUACGCAGCCCACGUCUGAAUCGAAUACGGAAACUACCUCUGAGGCAACUACGAAGGAGCCUAAUAACGCCACAGUUUGUGACAGGCCAGGUUUCUAUCCGGACCCAAUACGGUGUGACAAAUUCUAUCGUUGCGUCGACAAUGGAAACGGCUUCAACGUGUAUCAUUUCGACUGCGCACCUGGAACCAUAUGGGAUCCUAGCAUCGACACGUGCAAUCAUCCCGAAUCCGUGUAUCCUCCAAGAAAUUGCAGGAUGCCUCCGUCAGGAUCAUCUACUAGUACAGAACAAACAUCCAGUAGUGCAAGCGCUGGAUCUACUUCAACAAUAACAGAUUCGACUACUGCACCUGCAGCACCGACAGAAACUAGCACAGCUGCAUCUGGGUCAAGUACAGGGUCUACUUCUGAAGGUAUUACAGUGACUCCGACUGUAGCACUUACUCCGCCCAUGCCUGAAUCGAGUACGGAAACUACUUCCGAGUCAACUACGGAGAAGACUAAUAACGCCACAGUUUGUGACAGGCCAGGUUUCUAUCCGGACCCAAUACGGUGUGACAAAUUCUAUCGUUGCGUUGACAAUGGAAACGGCUUCAACGUGCAUCAUUUCGACUGCGCACCUGGAACCAUAUGGGAUCCUAGCAUCGACACGUGCAAUCAUCCCGAGUCCGUGUAUCCUCCAAGAAAUUGCAGGAUGCCUCCGUCAGGUUCAUCUACUAGUACAGAACAAACUUCAAGUAGUGCAAGUGCUGGAUCUACUGCAACAAUAACAGAUUCGACUACUGCACCUGCAACACAGACAGAAACUAGCACAGCUGCAUCUGAUUCAAGUACAGAAUCUAGUUCUGAAAGUACUAUUGAAACUACGACUAAAGCAUCUACUCAGUCAACAAUAACGGAUUCGACUACUUCACCUACAGCACCGACGGGAACUAGCACAGCUGCAUCUGAGUCAAGUACAGAAUCUACUUCUGGAGGUACUACAGAAACUCCGACUGUAGCAUCUACGCAGCCCAC